AGCUGGCCGAUUGCGAGUCCUGGCAACGCUUGCUGCGCUUUCGAGAGCUCUACGCCAAAAUAUUGUAUCGCACAUCACAGUAGCCAUUCAAGAGCACUGGCCAUUCGCACCCUUUGCCAAGCGACAGGAUUCCUGGGCUUUGGGAGGCAGCCUUUCAUUGGAUUCGUGAGCUUUAAAAGAGUCGUCUCCAGUGGAUGAGGUGGCCGACUGCGCGUCCUAGUGUUUCUUGUUGUGCCGUUGAGCUACCAGACAUCGAAGAGACCUUUUCUCCUCGGCGUCUUCCUCCCUCUUUUCUUAUUCAUUCAAUUAUCUCCACCGACCCUUUGAGUCAAGGCUGCUCUAUCGCAUCGAAAAAGCCUGGGCGGGUGGGAUCCUGUGUCUACAUGAGCUGAUUCAUGACAUCGGGGCUUCGUUUCAGGAUACGUUCGUGACUGCUGAUGCUUGCUUGGGACAGAUAGGCAACAUAUAAAAUGACUGCAGCGGUCCCAUCGUCUGAGACGUCCUCGGCGCUCAAGAUUGAUUUGCACAACGUCCCUGCUGUCAUCGGCCGGGAUGAGACCCUUGAGGCAUCCCCCCAAUCAUCUAUACCAGCAUCUCUGGCCCUCGAUCUCGAUUCAACAAACAAAACCGCCUCGCUCAGGCUUCGCAUUACUCUGCAUCGACGCCGCCAAGAUGAGGCUGUUCCUGUCUACCUUGUGAUCCAUUUCCAACAGAUACAGUCGAUCGUCGAGUCCGUGCCUGCCCAGGUACAAGCCGAUGCUGAGGCGUUGCGUGAUAAGACGCAUCGCUUGCUGUUUCGCCUCGAGAAGCCUCCCAUCCUCGUCACACCGCAUGAACCACUGCGCCUCAAUGACAGGACCCAGACUGCCCUGCUGCGGUCCGUACGAUCAGCUGCCCAGCGCAAUGUCUUGUCACUUUACAUUGGAGACGGUGCUCUGUCUCAAGCUCAGCUCACGAUGCUCUGUGAGACUUCAUACCAAGACUUUGGUCCCAGCAACAGUCUCGGCGACUAUGUGAGCCUCUAUCAUGGCAAAGGUGGCAAGGUCGUCGAUUGUAUCGGCGUUGAUGAUGUGCCAGCCGAGAGCCCUCCAUCGUACAAUGAGCUUGGGGCACCGCCCCCUGUACCUCCAAUAGCAUACAACGCAGACGUAGCCACGUCGUCUAAGAAGCGUCGACUAUCCAGCCCUGUCCCUCGCGACUUCGACAUCUCACUUGUCGAAACCAUUUGCAAAAAGAUUUGCGCUGAACAAUAUACCAAGCUGCGUGCCGAGCUUUCGGCGUCUGAAGCCCGCAUUGUAGAUUGCCUUGACCAACGCCUAAACGAUCAUUUGUCGGGCCUGAACGACGAGUGCCAGGCCAGGUUUAAAAAUCUCGAAAAUCAGAUUCAAGAUAUCAGGGACCAAGUCAGCAGGUUGGACGAGGCGUGUCACGCGGAUAUGGAGAGGCUGGACGACCGAAUCCAAGAGGUCAGUGAUGAUGUUGACAGGCGGGUGGACUACGAGGUGGAAGACCGGGUCCUUGCUAUCAAACUCAGCAUGGAGGACUUUGUCAAGGAUGAGCUGAAGAACACUGAAGAUACCAUCAAGCAGCAUCUUGAGGAAGCAAGCCUAUCUUUACAUUUUAAUUAGUAGCAUUCCAAUCUUGGCAGCCGGCAUGCGACCCCGAUAUAAUAUAGCAUGUGCUGAACAACC
Molecule: messenger RNA, 1691 nt
Organism: Cryphonectria parasitica EP155
Lineage: Eukaryota; Fungi; Ascomycota; Sordariomycetes; Diaporthales; Cryphonectriaceae
Exons: 2
Coding region: 471-1628 (385 amino acids)
Source: RefSeq, a predicted model, not a curated record